AUGGUGUUCUGUCUGCGCCUCGUGCGCCAAUGCCGUAGCUUUGCCACACAGCGCUCGUCGUCCAAGCGCAUCGGCGGCGCCCUCAGUCUCGAUCACUUUCUGCAACGCUCGAGAGUCAUUUCUUUCUAUCGCCACAUUCUCCGCAGCUGUCGCGACAUCAAGGACGCGCAGACGCGGCGCGAGACGCAAAAGUUUGCCCGCGAUGAGCUAGAGCGUCAUCGCCAUGUUACCGAUCUACAACAUAUACGAUAUCUGCUAUCAACUGGGAAGACGGAAUGGGACGCCAUGGAGAGGUAUAUAGGGGGUAUGUGA
Molecule: messenger RNA, 312 nt
Organism: Akanthomyces muscarius
Lineage: Eukaryota; Fungi; Ascomycota; Sordariomycetes; Hypocreales; Cordycipitaceae
Exons: 3
Coding region: 1-312 (103 amino acids)
Cellular component (GO): mitochondrion
Source: RefSeq, a predicted model, not a curated record